UUAAGUCAAAAUGUACAGGCUCAUAUUAUCAGCCUUAGUGAUCGCGGCAGUCGCGUGUCAGCAACAAGAGAGUGGGAGACGAGUUCCGAAAUACGCGGGUGAUCCGAAAACAGCAGCCAUCGUUCAAGAAGCUCGCUAUCUCAGUGGGAAUGGUGCAUUCGGAUCUGCGUACCAGCAGGAAGAUGGAAUUAACUUCAAAGAAGAGACAGAUGCCGAUGGCAACAGACGAGGCAGCUAUUCUUACAUAGACCCAAGUGGUCAGAGGAAAACUGUAAACUACGUCGCCGGUAAGAACGGAUUCCAGGCUAGUGGAGACCACAUUCCUACCGCACCCCAGCCUGUAGCGCCCACACCCGGCUACACACCCGACCCGCGUUACAACUCUCCGGAGUACACAGCCCCUCAAAAGUACACUGCUCCUCAACAAUACAACGCCCCCGCUCCACGGAACUAUGGCGGCAAGCCCAACGAAGACGACGGUCAAUACUACCCCGAAUUGUACGAGACCAACAACUACGUCGCUCCCCAAAAGCAAUACCAGCAACCUCAAGCACAGUACCAGCAACCUCAACCCCAACCUCAGUACCAAGCCCAGCCUAAAUACCAAUCGCAGCCUCAGUACCAGGCUAACAACAUCUACCCCGGUGUUCAGCAAGCUCAAUACAGUGGAGUUCAGAAUCAACAAUACAGCGCUCCCCAGUCCGCCCGCCAGGAGUACUACGAGCCAACAACGCCACCUCCAUCGCGUUUCUUUCCUCCAGGCAAGUUCAGUCUGAACCGUGCGCCUGAUGGUUACACCUACUCUUUCCACAAAGUAUAAAUCUCAAAGGACUGUGGCGAUUUGUUGCGCCCGAAACGUAAGAAGCACGCGUCAAUUAAUAUUUCGCCGAGUCAUCAGGGGUUCCUACGUGCUCGCUUGCUUCGAAAGCAUUUCUUAAUUGUUGUUUGCUGUGAUAUUGUGUGCUAAUGGACAAUGUGUAUAAAGUGCUGGUAUUGUUACUAGGAGAGGAAUU
Messenger RNA from Pararge aegeria (speckled wood butterfly), 1013 nucleotides. RefSeq names its product DNA translocase FtsK (gene Cpr100A). The record is from RefSeq and is a predicted model, not a curated record. NCBI's taxonomy places the organism in Eukaryota, Metazoa, Arthropoda, Insecta, Lepidoptera, Nymphalidae. The transcript has a single exon. Gene Ontology annotation, molecular function: structural constituent of chitin-based larval cuticle. Gene Ontology annotation, cellular component: chitin-based extracellular matrix. The coding region runs from base 11 to 820 and encodes 269 amino acids.